AUGGCCGACGAUACAGAACACACAGAGUCCGACCUCUGGGCGUCGCCAAACCAUGACGCCCCCGAGCCGCGCCCCAAGACGCCCAAAACUCCCAAAACUCCCAAAACUCCAAAGACUCCGACGGCGCAAGACCGGCAGGUCGACCGUGAGGCCGCCCUGCAAAAGGAGCUAGAGGGCGUGCGCAAGAUCAAUGAGUCCAUCGAGGGCAUACUGGCCACCCUCGGUCGCACAGACGGCAACAUGGAAGUCGUCUCAAACACCGUUUCCAACGCCUCGACCCUCCUCAACACCUGGACGCGCAUUCUGUCGCAGACUGAACACAACCAACGCCUCGUCCUCCACCCCGGCUGGAAAGGCGCGACGGAAGACCUUGCCGAGCAGGAGGCGGAGGCGCUUGAGAGGCAGCGGGCUGCCGAGCGCAGGGCUGCCGAAGAGGAGCAGAGGCGAGAGGACCUGCGCCGGCGUCGGGAGGAGGAAGAGGAGAAGCGCAGGCUCGGCGCCCCAACACCAUCCCGGGGCAUGCGAGGUGCGUCGAGAACGCGGACGACGAGUCGCGGGCGAGCCGGGAACGGCGUCGAGCACUCGCGGUACCUCAGGCAUCGGUAG
Messenger RNA from Purpureocillium lilacinum, 606 nucleotides. RefSeq lists its product as uncharacterized. Gene Ontology annotation, biological process: mitotic cell cycle. Gene Ontology annotation, cellular component: mitotic spindle; DASH complex. NCBI's taxonomy places the organism in Eukaryota, Fungi, Ascomycota, Sordariomycetes, Hypocreales, Ophiocordycipitaceae. The record is from RefSeq and is a predicted model, not a curated record.